AUGACUUGCAAUUUUAUAUAUGAUGAAUCAAUUAAAAAAGAAUUAAUUUUUCAAUUAGUAAAACAAAAUAAUGAAGAAAUAUAUCAUUUAUUAGAAGAAGAUAAAAAUUUGAUUAAUUGUCAAGAUGAAAAUGGCAAUAGCUUACUACAUUGGGCAGUUUUUUUAAAUAAUAUAUAUCUAGUAUGCUAUCUAUUAGAAAACAACGCUGAUGUAAACAUAAAGUCUAAAACUAAACAGACCCCACUAUUAUGGGCAGUUUGCUCAAAUAAUAUUUUUAUGAUUUAUUUAUUAAAAAAAUAUGGAUGUAAUUUAUAUGAAGUUGAUAACAAAGGAUAUAACUGCUUAAUAAUAAGUAUUCAAUAUAAUAGUAUUUUAUGUUUUUUUUAUUUACUGCACUUGAACUUUUCAAUAACUGAAAAAGAUUUUAACGACUGUUCUGUUCUUGAUUGGUCUGCUUAUAAUAAUAAUAUGUUUUUUCUUCGACUUUUUUCAAUUUUUCUAAAUAAUCUCUAUUCAAUAAAUUUAACUAAACCAUCGUCUAUUUUACAUAAAGCCAUUAUUGGGAAUGCAUACGAAGCAGUUGAUUAUUUAAUUUUGAAUAACUAUCAAAAUAUUUAUGAUAUAGCAACUGAUGAUAAUAAAACAAUCGUCGAGUUUAUUGAAGAAAAUAAAAACAAUGUAGAUUCAAAAAUAUAUCAAUUUCUGAUGUGCAAAAAAACACAACAAAUAUGUAAAAAAAAAAGGAUAGCAUAUAGCCUAUAUGAAUCUAAUGGAAAGAUAGGACAUUAUAUGAUUAAAAAAAAGAAAAAUAUAUCUCUUUUGUUUAAUAUUUACUCUAAAUAUAGAGAAAAUAAGACUCUUUUAAUUUAUCCAUUCCUCCUUGUUUUAACCUAUUUAUAUUUGAAUUUAGUUUAUUUUUUUUAUUUUAGAGUAGAAUUAGGUCAUAAAAAAAUAUUUUUAGAUAUAUUUCAUCCUUUUUUAUUUAUUAUAUAUUAUUUUGUUGUUUCAAGUGAUCCUGGAUAUUUAGAAAAUUCAAAGGAGCUAUAUAAAAGUACAAAAGUAGAGACAGAAGAAAAAGCAGAAGAUAAUGAUAAUGUCAAUGAUGAAAAUGAAAAAGAAAUAAGUGAAAACAAUAAUAUAUCAAAACAAAAUUUCAUUUUUGAAUAUAUUAUUAAAAAUAUUAAUAUGGAAAUAAAGAAUUAUGAAAAAAAAAAUAAACUACUUGAAUUUUCAGAAAAAAUUAAGAAUAAAAACAUAUUUGAAUUAAAAGAAAAGCUGGACUUAACAUGGGAUGUUAAACCAUUUGAAAUAUCAUCAUUUGAUAUUAACAUGCUAUGCCCGACUUGCUUUUUAUUUAAGCGUUUAAGAACUAAACAUUGCCGUUUCUGCGAUAAAUGUGUAGAAAUAUAUGAUCAUCAUUGUGUAUUCACUUUAAAUUGUAUGGCUAUUAAUAACGCAAGAAUAUUCCUUAUGUGGAUAUUAUCUAACAUUUUAUUUUCAUUUUACAUUUUAUAUUUAUAUAUUUGGUUAGCUUUUAAAUUAUCGUCAAUUUAUUAUAAUCUCUCCUUUUAUAUUAUUCUUACUGUUGUUAUAUUAUCUAUAAUAUUAAUAUAUUUUAUGGGUAGUGUUUUUUUAAGAUCAUUUUUUAAUAUACUAGAGAACAUAACAUCAAAUGAGAAAUUUAAAAUGUAUUCUUCUAAAACAUUUUUUUCGUAUGAAUUAAAAAUAGAUGAAAAUAAUCAGCCUUUUAUUGUUAGAAAAUUUCAAAAUCCAUUUGAUCAGGGAAAAAUUUUUAAUUUCUUACACUUUUUAACAAAAUCAAAAGAAAGUUUGCUGAAAAAAAAAGACAAUUUUAUUGAAAUAGACAAAAAUAUUAAAAGCGAAGUAGUUCAUAACUUUGUUCAAAAUUUAAAUAAAAAACUCACAGAGUAUUAUGGCAAAAAGUAG
Plasmodium relictum is the source of this 1947-nucleotide messenger RNA. RefSeq names its product palmitoyltransferase, putative (gene DHHC5). The transcript has 6 exons. Gene Ontology annotation, molecular function: palmitoyltransferase activity; protein binding. Lineage: Eukaryota; Apicomplexa; Aconoidasida; Haemosporida; Plasmodiidae. The coding region runs from base 1 to 1947 and encodes 648 amino acids. The record is from RefSeq and is a predicted model, not a curated record.